Molecule: messenger RNA, 3033 nt
Organism: Salmo salar (Atlantic salmon)
Lineage: Eukaryota; Metazoa; Chordata; Actinopteri; Salmoniformes; Salmonidae
Cellular component (GO): extracellular matrix
Source: RefSeq, a predicted model, not a curated record
CUGAGCAAUCCCCUUGCGUUGAAGUGUGUUUCAGCAGACGCGACGGUCCUAUGGGAGAUUUCAGAUCCCCUGGGGACCGAAGGUAGAGUGGAGCACAAGGGUCAGGUCUUCCUGAGACCCACCACUGUCGGAUUGAAUGAUCCUCCUGUUUAAGGCAAGGUUUGGCCUAGGGAUGCCACUUUAAAAUUGGUUACAUCCUCACUGCGGGAACUGUAAAGGAACAGUCUGCAGUCCACAUCGGGGGCCUCUUUUUCAAGAAUAUGUGAGUGAUUUUUACAAUACUGUCUACAUUCAUCUACAGGCACAUAUAAUCCCUGACAUUUUAAAAAUGCCAGCCUUCAAAGAGAUGCUGGUUUUCCCAGUGCUUCUAGCUCUCGUUGGAUUGACCAAAUGCCAGGAAUUACCAAGUUAUGACAUGCUGGAGGAGUUCCGUGUAUCUAAGUCCAGAGGGGUGAGGAAAGUGGUUGGAUCUGAACCUGAUUCAGCGGCCUACCGUGUGAACCCCGCCAUCCACCUGCGCAAAACCAUGAGCGAUGUGUACCCCGACGGCCUGCCCUCCGACUACUCCGUCAUUGCCACGUUUAAGGUGACGAAGGACGCCGCCAAGAGGUCCUGGAACUUGUGGCAGGUCAGCGACCCCGAUGGACGUGAACAGGUGGGCCUCCGUUUUCAGGGUGACACACGCUCUCUGGACUUCUACUACACCAGCCCCCAUGGCACCCAGAUGCUACGCACCUUCCACCGGGUGGACAAGCUGUUUGAUGGAGAGUGGCACAAGCUGGCGCUGCAGGUCAAGGCCGAUAAGGUCAAGUUGCUGGUGGACUGCGAGGAGGUGAGCGUGGAGCCCAUCGAUGAUCCUAGACCCGUCAUCCGCCAGGGUUACACCUCUAUCGUGAAGAGGGCUGUGGGAGAUCGCUCCGCCUCAGUAGACCUCCAGCAGAUGGAUGUGUCCUGUGAUCCAGAGAAGGCCUACUCAGAGGGCUGCUGUGAGCUCUCCAGUGUGUGUGGAGGGCAUGCUGAGAUUGGCCUGACAGCAGGAAGGGCCACCUGUAAGUGUAUGCACGGACAGCCUGGCAACCAGGGACCCCCAGGACCGAAGGGUCACAGAGGUCUCCCAGGCAACACAGGAGAGCCAGGAAGACUAGGCAACUGGGGAGGUAUGGGACAGACAGGUGACUAUGGCCACGUUGGAGAGCCAGGUCCUAAGGGCAUUGCAGGAAUCAGAGGGAACAAGGGGAUGAGAGGACUUCAUGGCCUUGAUGGCGACAGAGGUCCCAAAGGUCUGAAGGGAUUACAUGGCGCCGGGGGCUUCAAGGGAACUCAGGGGUCACCUGGAGAGCUGGGUGAGACCGGAGUACAAGGAGAAACGGGUGAUCCAGGUCCACUUGGAUAUGAAGGAAUUCCAGGAUAUACAGGAGUGAAGGGAGAAGAAGGGGCCUCCGGUGUUGAAGGACCUCCUGGGCCACAGGGAAAGCAGGGUGUUGUAGGUGAUCCUGGAGAGUCAGGAGCUGCUGGGGAAAAGGGAAAACCUGGAACCCAAGGAUCAAAAGGAAGAUAUGGCACCAUUGGACAAAAGGGCAUUAUAGGAGAUCCUGGUUUGCCCGGGAGAGAUGGGGACAUGGGAAUAGAGGCUUACCAAGGACCCCAGGGCCCGGAGGGCAGAAACGGACAAUUCGGAAUAAUGGGAGAGAAAGGAAUGCUGGGGCCGGCAGGGGAGAUGGGGCCUCAAGGCCAAACGGGCCCCAGAGGUUAUAAAGGAUCAGCAGCAAAGCCAGGAAGACCUGGAUUUAUUGGACCCCCAGGACCCGUCGGGCAUGUGGGAGUAGCUGGCCGGCCAGGCCCCAAGGGAGAUAUAGGCAUUGAAGGGAUCCAAGGUGUCAACGGUGAAACGGGAGAAAAAGGAGAAAAAGGCCCCAAAGGCGAGGUUGGAGACGUGGGUGCACAGGGUCCCCACGGUGGUCGGGGGAAGCGUGGGCCAGGGGGCGAGCCUGGACGCACAGGCCCAGUCGGAACAAAGGGGGUCCGUGGCGAUGGAGGACCAGUCGGAUUUCAGGGGCCGCCAGGGCCACCGGGCCCAACCCUCUCCGCACAACAUGUGAUUGAGGUCUGCAAGAGAGUGGUGCUGGAACAGAUGUCCACCUUUGCCAACUCGGUGAAGAGGACGUGUGCCGCCGUGUGCCCACUCUACGGAGACAUCCCCUUGGGUGCCCCCGGUCCAUCUGGACAAAAGGGACCUCCGGGACCUCCAGGUGGUGAUGGUAUUGCCGGUGUGAAUGGAGAGAUCGGACAACCAGGAUUCUAUGGGGAGGUAGGAGACGCAGGCCAACAAGGACAGCCAGGGGAUCAAGGAGAUCAAGGAGAUAAGGGAGCAGAGGGCCAUGGUCUACCUGGCUACAUCGGAGACCAGGGACCAAAGGGCCAACGUGGAAGACCUGGCAGAGCCUUCAAUGGCACACCAGGACGAGAGGGCGAGAGAGGCCAUGUAGGCCGGCCUGGACUGAGAGGUCACCCAGGACUACGAGGAGUCCCAGGCGUGUGUCAGACCACUGGGUGCGCUUUGCUAAACAACGACACAACCAACGGAUCACCUCAGAAUGCACCCCAGAGGUUGAGAAGACACCCAUAGGGGCAAAGAGGAAACUUUUGACCAAGCUGCAUGGAUGUAUUAUGAAAGGGAGAGAGGAGGAGAGGGGGAGAGGUGGAUUAGGGAGAUGUGGAUUGGGAGAGAAGAGAUUUUUUGUUGAUAAAUUUAUUCAAAUCAAAGUCUAAAUAAAUGCUUCAAUGUAAAUAUGCAUCCAAUCUCCACCCUGAAUGACUGAGUUACCCAUUUGACUUUCUCAAAUAAAUCUGUUGUAGAAACUUGUACUGUUGGCCUUAAAACAACACUCCAUUCUCAUGGUUCAUUUGAAAAAGACACCAAAAGCUACAGUAUUAUUUUUGUUAAAAAUUCUGAAAGUUUAUUUGACACAUUUUAUUUACACUGAUCCUAGUUGUCUUCAAAUAUCACUGUUCUUUAUAAUAAAAGUCCAAAAA